AUUGUUCCUCAGACCUGCAAGCAAAGAAGAUAAAGCAAAACACAAUUGUUUCAUCAUCACACUCGCAGGUCUCCAAAACAAGUCACAUUUUGUUCAUCAUGGACAUGAAGAAGGUCACCUGUGUCGUCCUCAUGGCUGCUGCCUCCGUGAGUGCUGCAGUGGCUGCCGUUGAGGUUCCUGCCCCAGCCCCUGGCCCAAGCAGUGGAGCCUCAGCUACCUUGCCCCUUGUUGGCUCCUUGGUUGGUGCCUCUGUCUUGUCUUUCUUUGCCUUGUUCCACUAAGCUUGCAUGACAUGGCAUGCCAAGAUUCAUGCAAAAGAAAGAAAGAGUAAUUGUAAGAAUCGCAUGCAAUAGAAUGAAAGAAUGGAUUAUGUGAUUUUGUAACCGAAAAUAUUCAUAUUGAUAUUACUUGAUGAAUGAGAAUGUCCAUGCUAUUAUUGUGUUA
Cajanus cajan (pigeon pea) is the source of this 444-nucleotide messenger RNA. Lineage: Eukaryota; Viridiplantae; Streptophyta; Magnoliopsida; Fabales; Fabaceae. The record is from RefSeq and is a predicted model, not a curated record.